AUGAGUCUAUGGUUGGUGAAGGAAUUAAUAAGGUACAAAAGAACAACCAUGUUAACAUCAGUGAGUAAGGUUGGAAAUUUGGCUUUGAUGGCUACAAGAAGUGCCUUUACUAGCACAAGGUUAUAUUCAUAUUGGAGAGGAAACACUUUAAUUGGAAAUGAGACUAUGAUGAUGAUAAUGUGUACAAGGAGGAGCAUCAAAAAAAUGGAGUUAUAUUUAACAAGUGUUAGAUCUAUAUGUACUGGAAGUAAACAAAAGGAGAAGAUAGAUAAUACUGAGGAGGAACUCGUAAAGAAGCAAGAUAAGGAUUGCUGUGAUAAAGAUAUUAGUACUAAGAUUCAAAAAGGUAAUAAUAAUGGUAAAGAUAAUGACGGUAGUCGUGGUGAUGAUAAGAAUAAUUGUAAAAAUACAAUACCUAAAUUUGUUAUCCCAAAACGUGACAAACAAAUUAGAAGUAUGAUUGUACCCCGUGUCCCCUCUACAGAUUAUAUUUCUAGUGCCUCCAUUCAUAUUGAAGGAUUGUUUGCCGGUUAUAGACCUCUUUUCUUAGGGAAUUCAGUUUCUCCUUUAGACGGUAGUGAUAAAUAUUAUGAUAUGAGUAAUAAUUUAUCAAACUUAGAAGGAGUGAAUAGUAGAAGACUUGUUAUGCCAUGGAAUGUUUCAAUAAGUGGCAUUAAAUACCACAAAGAUGAUAAUAAUGAUACAAGUAAUAUCGUAAAGGAUGCUUUUCAAAAUAUUCCAGAUAAAUUAUUAUAUAAACUACGUCCUUUUAAGCUUCAUUCAGAAGAUGUAGAUUUAUGGAUUAAUGGAGAUAAUAUAGAUAAUAAUAUAAAAAGGAGUUCUUGUAAUAGCGGUAAGUGUAAUACUGAGAGAGGUAUUUUAUAUGGUAGAAGAAGUAAAAGAAAUAAAAUGGUGGUAUUAGAAUUUCAUAAUUCAAAAAUUAAUGAUAGACCCGAAUUUGUAGAUUUAUAUAAUAUUAGGGAGCAAGGUCAUUAUAAUGAGAACACUAACACCAUUUCAUAUCCGGGUCAUAACAGUCGUAAUUAUAAUCAUGCAAAGCAUUAUGGAUCAAUUAACUAUAGAGAUAUGGAAUUCAAGAAACAGUUGAAAAGAACACAAAAAUUGUAUGACAAUGAAUUGCAAAGUUUAGCAUAUGAUUUCCAAUUUAUUAGAAAUGAUCAAAUAAAGUUUCGUGAUAAAAUAGAAUCUCUCAAUGAAUCACUGAUUGAUAAAUUUGAGGAUUUAACUGGUCUAAGGAUCCAAUUGCAACGUCAAGAGAAUCAAUUACCGAUAUACAUUUAUUUUCAAUCAAAUCUUGUUACAAAAAGAAGAUUAAAAGCAAUUAUUUCAAAUUCUAUCAUUUUGCAAACAGAACCAAUAUUAUCUACUUUAUUACCAAAUUUUGAAACAGCAUCAAAAGCAAAUUGUUAUCAUCUAAGAUUUAAGAAUAAUGUGAAAAAAGUUAUAUCCAGUUUACUGGAAAAUAUUCCCUCUUUGUUGUUUGUGGAUUCAAGUCGAUCAAUUGAUUAUGUUUAUCAAAGAAGUCCAGUUCCUGGUUUUAAAAGAAUUUACUGGUUAAAUCCAAACAAUAGAAGAUUGGUUAUUAUGAAUAAGAGAAGGAAUUCUAUGGUAUUAAAGAAGAACAAAAUAAGAAGAAUAGGGUUCCGGGUUAGUGAGUCAAUUAAUUUGUAUGGUAAGAAGGUAAAUGAAUUGUUUAAGGAAUGGGAUUAUUAUACUAAAUGA
This is a messenger RNA of Arxiozyma heterogenica, 1743 nucleotides long. It is a transcript of the gene MRX6, whose product is annotated as Mrx6p. The record is from RefSeq and is a predicted model, not a curated record. NCBI's taxonomy places the organism in Eukaryota, Fungi, Ascomycota, Saccharomycetes, Saccharomycetales, Saccharomycetaceae. Gene Ontology annotation, cellular component: mitochondrion. The transcript has a single exon. Bases 1 to 1743 code for a protein of 580 amino acids.